CUGAGUGAAUCGGGGAGGUGUUGAGAGCUGGCGCUGUGAUGGGGGCGAGAGCGGAGGAGUUUGGGUGUGUGGUGGAGAUGCCCUCCGGCUCGUUGGAGCAAAGUUCGAGUGCUAGUGUUGAGAAGGUAAAUAAAGACAGUCUGCCUGUGGUGAUACUGCUUGGGUGGGCUGGCUGCAAAGAUCAGUAUCUGAGGAAGUACAGCACCAUCUACCUUAAGAAGGGGUGUAUAGUGAUCCGCUACACGGCUCCCUGGAGGUUGGUGUUCUUUUCAGAAUCCAUGGGUGUAAGAUCUCUGCAGAACUUGGCUAAUAAGUUAUUGAAGCUUCUCUUUGACUACAAAAUAGAGACAAAGCCCUUGUUCUUUCAUGUCUUCAGUAAUGGUGGUAUUAUGCUAUACCGUUACAUUGUGGAGCUUCUCCACACUCAACAGCAGUUCCAGCAUCUGAGAGUGGUGGGUGCCGUGUUUGACAGUGCUCCUGGCAGGAAGAACCUGAGGGGUGGUCUCCGUGCUCUUUCAGUAGUCUUAGGAUCAAGCAAUGUGUAUAUUAAGUACUUCCUCCUCCUGACAUUUGCAGUCUUGGUGGUGACAUUGCGGAUCUUGUUAUAUCCAUUGACCCGGUUUAUACAUGAGAGCCACUAUGAUGCCAUGUUGAAACAACCCUCUUCCUGGCCUGAGCUCUACUUGUACUCCAAGGCUGAUGAUGUUAUCCUUGCCAGUGAUGUGGAGACCAUGAUAGAGGCCCGGCGGCAGCGUCGAAUCCCUGUAAAGGCUGUGGACUUUGUGAACUCUGUUCAUGUCAGUCACUUUCGGGCACACCCCACCUUGUAUGUGGCUCAUUGCACCUCCUUUAUGUACAGUUGCUUAGAUUCACUAAAGUAACAAAUGUGAAGAAAUGUUGAGCAUAUGCUACCUCUAAUUUCCAUCAAUAUGGUUCUGAAUAAAAUUCUGGCCCUGCAUUCA
This is a messenger RNA of Eublepharis macularius, 962 nucleotides long. RefSeq names its product transmembrane protein 53 (gene TMEM53). Bases 39 to 881 code for a protein of 280 amino acids. The record is from RefSeq and is a predicted model, not a curated record. The transcript is spliced from 3 exons. NCBI's taxonomy places the organism in Eukaryota, Metazoa, Chordata, Lepidosauria, Squamata, Eublepharidae.